GCAAAGAGAAGUAGAAACUAUCUGUAGCAAUGGAAGGAAAGAGAAGACGUGAAAUCUACAAUCCCUUAUAUUGUAUUCUUACCAGGCUAUCAGAGUAAAUGAACCUAGUUUGCUACGCGAAGCAACUCACUUUAAAGUGGUGGAUGCAGCAUCAAAUUUAAUUAAGGUAAAAUGAAAAUUCAAUUUUAGUUCUCUAAACGAUGGGACAAUUUUCUCUAUUUUUAAUAGUUAUGAUUCAAUGAUCGAUUCAUCUCGUGUGUCUAACAGCAUAUAGCAUAGUGUUCACUUAUUUUUGACUAAUUUUGUUAAAAUUAAGAUUUUAUUCCUAUAUUUUGUGAGAUAAUUUUCAAUUUAGUUGUGUAUAAUAAAAAAUGUUUUUUGGGUUUUGGUUCUUGAAAUAGUUUUGAAUUCAUGAAUCAAUCCUGUAAGAUGUGCCAUUCUAUAUUUCGAUUAGUUGAAAAUACAUAGAAAUUCUGCAUCGGUGUAUUGUGUAUAUCGAUGGCUCUUCCCGGGCACCACUACCAACCCCAACAACCACAGUCGCAAUCCAAAUCUUUCAGAGUUGAUUUUGACGCUCAAAUGUCGCAGCCCCUUUCCUAUUUGCACCGUUCUCCCUUUCAUGUCGUUGGACUUGCCCCCCCUGACGAUUUGCAAUGGAAUUUGGGUUCGGAGCACGACAGAAAAAGAUUCAAAGAACAAGAGAACAAUUCUCAAUUAUCUUGCGUUGAUAUCAUGCAACCUCGAUCAGUCUCUACGGGCUUGGGUUUAUCACUCGACAACACUCGCUUCGCUUCCACCGGAGACUCCGCAUUUUUAUCGCUCAUCGGCGAUGACAUCAAUUGCCAGUUGCUGCGUCACGACGCAGAGAUAGAUACAUUCCUCAGACUCCAGAGUGAACGAUUGCGAGAAACGGUUUUAGAGAAUGUUCAGGCGACACAGCUUAGGAGCAUUUCUGUCAUUGAAGACAAAGUCCUUCAAAAACUUCACGAGAGAGAAGCGGAGGUAGAAAGCAUCAAUAGGAGGAAUAUAGAACUUGAAGAAAGGAUGGAGCAGUUGACUGUUGAAGCAGAUGUGUGGCAGCAAAGAGCCACAUACAAUGAGAAUAUGAUUGCUGCUCUGAAGUUUAACCUUCAGCAAGUGCAUGUCCAGAGCAGGGACAGUAAAGAAGGAUGUGGUGACAGUGAGGUAGAUGAUGCCGUUUCUUGCUUCGAUGGCUGUUCCAUUGAUUUCCAUCCGCUCUCUGGAGAGAAAUGCAAUGAGAAGGAGAUCAUGACGUGUAAGGCCUGCAGAGUCAAUGUGGUGAGCAUGCUUUUAUUACCAUGUAAGCAUCUCUGCCUCUGUAAAGAUUGUGAAAGUAAGCUUAGUUUUUGUCCUCUUUGUCAAUCCUCCAAAUUUAUUGGCAUGGAGGUCUAUAUGUAACAGGACACCGUGCUUGUGAAAUUUCUCAUUUCACAUUAAGGCUGUGUCCUUUUUUUACUGAUUAUUGUUUAGUUCAACCUCUAAAGCUUGUAUCUUCAUCUGGGCAUACAAGAAACAAAAGCUCUUGCCUCCAUGCCACUAUGAAACUUGUUUUUCAGAUGGUUUCUUGCAUAAUGAAUAUCAGUUCUUGUUCUCAAGAGCAGUAUAUUUUGAUUCAUUCAACUGGUUAGAACCAGAUCGGUAACCAAAUAUGGAUACCCUUGGGAAGAGUUGUUUCUGUAAGUUUUGAGAUUACAGUAUACACGAAGAGUUGUAACUGUUGUCUUGAAUAUUUCAACUUGCCUAGGUUUCACCUGCCUUGUAGGUUUCUUUGUAGUUUGUACAGGUAAUCAGCGUUUUGUUUUUGGUGUGAUCUUCACCAUUCUUAGUUGUUUGAUGUCAAUCAUUCAAAUUUAUUAGGAUAGAGGUCUAUAUGUAAUAGGAUAUCUUAUGAGUGAAAUCUAAAUUUAUUAUGAUAGAGAUCACUAUAUAAUAGUAUAUCUUACAAGUGAAAUCUCAAAAUUAAUAC
This is a messenger RNA of Abrus precatorius (Indian licorice), 1987 nucleotides long. RefSeq names its product probable BOI-related E3 ubiquitin-protein ligase 3. The record is from RefSeq and is a predicted model, not a curated record. The coding region runs from base 499 to 1419 and encodes 306 amino acids. Gene Ontology annotation, molecular function: ubiquitin-protein transferase activity. Lineage: Eukaryota; Viridiplantae; Streptophyta; Magnoliopsida; Fabales; Fabaceae. The transcript has 4 exons.